AUGUCAGGGCCGACUCCAGCCAUUCAACAUGCUAUUAAUGCAGUUCCACUUCGUUACCGGGGGCCGGGAGGUGCUUUGGCGGUCGUCAAGGAUGGCCAGGUCAUCGGCAAACGAGUCUGGGGAUAUGCCGACCAAUCUCGUCGCAUCCCGGUCGACUCGUCGACACGCUUCCCAAUAUGCUCCAUCACCAAGCAAUUCGUCUGUGGAUUGCUGGUCGAUUUGCAACGUCAUCCCACCCCGGCCAUGGCCGCCAAGGGAGACGUGCAGAAACAGUUCGCCGACACGCUCAAUGAAAUGCUUCCCUUGGCCCGAGAGGGGCUGACGGUCCAGAACUUGUGCGAUAUGCAGUCGGGCAUUCGUGAUUACUGGGCUUUGACCACUCUCUGGGGGGCCAAACCAGACGAUGAAUUCUUGAUCGAUCGGGAUUGCCCUCCCAUGCUCGAAAAGACCAAAUCCUUCCACUUCACGCCGGGCACGGAGUACUCAUACUCGAAUGUCAAUUUCUAUCUGCUGGGGCGCAUCAUCGAGCGUGUGACGGGCGAGUCACUGGGGAAGCUACUGGAAGAGCGCAUUCUCAAGCCAGCGGGCAUGUCCACGGCGUUCUUGUGUCCCAACACAGCGCAUCAUCCACCCCCCUGUGUCGGUUAUGAGGGCAACGAGGAUCUUGGCUUUUUCGAUGCAGUCAAUCGCAUGGAGUGGUCUGGUGACGCGGGACUGGUGGCUUCCCUGGAGGAUAUGAUUGCCUAUGAAAAGUAUCUCGACCAGCUUUACGCUGAUCCAUCGAGCUGGUAUCAUAAAACGGCAAAGCUCACCACCUUCAGCGAUGGGAACACCGCCAGGUACCACUUCGGGCUCGGCCAUGUGGAUGUGAACGGGGUGGAAUCGAUCGGUCAUGGAGGGGCGCUGAGAGGCUAUCGGCUGCACCGGCGACAUGUGCCUGAACAGCAUCUGUCGGUCGUGGUCAUGUUCAAUCACGAGGCAGAUGCGGCCGCAGCGGUGGAUGAUAUCCUCCGCACCGUGCUCAACCGACCAACCGCUGAAAGCACCCCAGUGGAGCCUGCUCCGGCGUGGUACGGUGCCUAUCUGGACGAGGCCACACAGCUGGCCGUCACUGUAGCCAAGAGUCGGCGUCCGGGUGAGGUUCUCAUUACGUACGGUGCCCAUCUAGAGUCCGCGCCACUCAAAAUGACGGAUGCGACGAGCGGGAAGUCCCGCUCCAUGACGGGCUCCAUUAGCGGAGAUACUUUGCAAAUCCAUCGCAUUUCAGAGAACCGGAAGCUCAAUGCUCGCCGACUAGUCCCGCUCGACAGCGGUCUCGUUGAUCCGAAGCUGGCGGGUGCUUACUACUGUGAUGAGAUCGAGUCUACUUUCUACUGCACGGGUGAAGCGGGGAUGUUUUACGGGACAUUUGACGGAUAUUUAGGUAAUGGAAUUGUGACGUCGAUGAGGUAUCUUGGUGACGAUGUAUGGGCUUUGGGCUGUCCUCGUGGCUUGGAUGCCUCGGCGCCGGGGGAUUGGACGAUGGUCUUCCAGCGCGAUGAGAGUGGCACGGUUUCUGGCUUCAAGAUUGGGUGCUGGCUUGCUAGAGGACUUGAUUUUGUCAAGUUGAAGUGA
This is a messenger RNA of Penicillium oxalicum, 1614 nucleotides long. Its product is annotated as D-aminopeptidase. The record is from RefSeq and is a predicted model, not a curated record. NCBI's taxonomy places the organism in Eukaryota, Fungi, Ascomycota, Eurotiomycetes, Eurotiales, Aspergillaceae. Gene Ontology annotation, molecular function: aminopeptidase activity. Bases 1 to 1614 code for a protein of 537 amino acids. The transcript has a single exon.